GUGCCGCCGGAGCUGCCGGAGGUCGGCAGCCAGCACACCUACAAGAGGAUCGUGGACGUUCGCUGCGACGCGAGCCACGUCGUGCUUGUCCCCCUCCUGGCGUACGAUCCCGAAGAAAGUCUACAUCCAAGAAUUUUUCGA
This is a messenger RNA of Mesorhabditis spiculigera, 141 nucleotides long. NCBI's taxonomy places the organism in Eukaryota, Metazoa, Nematoda, Chromadorea, Rhabditida, Rhabditidae. The record is from the annotation of a GenBank genome assembly.